Molecule: messenger RNA, 2507 nt
Organism: Adelges cooleyi (spruce gall adelgid)
Lineage: Eukaryota; Metazoa; Arthropoda; Insecta; Hemiptera; Adelgidae
Product: mitogen-activated protein kinase kinase kinase 7-like
Exons: 12
Coding region: 339-1910 (523 amino acids)
Biological process (GO): JNK cascade; positive regulation of canonical NF-kappaB signal transduction; protein phosphorylation
Molecular function (GO): magnesium ion binding; MAP kinase kinase kinase activity; ATP binding
Source: RefSeq, a predicted model, not a curated record
AAUAUUAAUGGACAAUGAUAAGAUAUUAUCUUUCAUACAACCGAGUACCGCAUAACUACAAAUUUGUAACCACGGUUGUAAAAAAGUUUAUACCGUAGUUUGACGACGGUUAAACCAUUUAUCACGUUAAUUCUACUUUUUAUCAAUCAAUCACCCAUCACAAAUCACGAGUAACAGGAAAAAACAAACAGAUUAAAAUUUUUAAACUAAAUAAUCAUAUUAUUAUAAUACAGGUACUCUGUAGUAUUUUUUAAGUCUUGGUUACUCUUGCUGUGUGUUUUGGGCAAUGUACGGUGUCCGAUACAUCCUAGUUCGGCUGGAGAACAUGCACACAUCUAAUGGCUAUUAAAGAACCUCACGGACAUAAACAGAAAUUCGUUGAAGAAAUCGAUUACAAUGAAAUCGAAAAACUCGAAAUGGUGGGGAAGGGUUCGUUUGGAGUGGUUUAUCGCGGACGAUGGCGUAACAAUUAUGUGGCUGUCAAACACAUUGAUACAGAAGCGGAACGUAAAGCAUUUACAGUAGAAGUGCGACAGCUAUCUAGAGUAAACCAUCCCAACAUUGUUAAGCUGUAUGGAGCUUGCACGUCAAAUCCUGUAUGCUUAGUUAUGGAAUUUGCAGAAGGAGGAUCUCUUUAUAAUGUUUUACAUUGUAAACCAGAGCCCGAGUACAAUUUAGGACAUGCAGUCAGCUGGACGUUACAGUGUGCCGAAGGAGUGGCUUAUCUCCAUAAUAUGAAACCUAAACCUUUAAUUCACCGAGAUUUAAAACCCCCAAAUUUACUUCUUGUCAAUGAGGGAAAAACCUUAAAAAUAUGUGAUUUUGGUACUGCUUGUGACAAGAAAACAUAUAUGACUAAUAACAAAGGAAGUGCUGCUUGGAUGGCUCCAGAAGUAUUUGAAGGUUCAAAUUAUACUGAAAAAUGUGAUGUGUAUAGCUGGGGUAUAAUUUUAUGGCAAGUGUUAACAAGACUGAAACCUUUUAAUGAAAUAGGAGGGUCUGCAUAUGGAAUUAUGUGGGCUGUGCAUAAGGGUACUAGACCUCCAAUUUUUGAACAAUGUCCUAGGCCAUUUCAAGAACUUAUUACAACGUGCUGGGACCAGAAUCCUAAUAUUAGACCGUCUAUUGACCAUGUUGUCGAGGUGAUGCGGAUAUUAAUGUCAUUUUGUUCAGGACAUGACAAGCCAUUAGUUUAUCCAAAUGAUUGCUACACCUUUAGUAGUGAAUAUGAAAAUGAUUGUUCCUCCGAAGAUUCUUGUCCAGACAUUCCAGAUUCAUACAUCGAGAGUUUAAGAAGUCAUAAAGGAGUAAAUGGAAUGUUAACAAAUGACAGUUUAAAGUCAAAUCCUAAUUUAUCGACACCUCUAAAUAUUAAUGUGGAUAACAGAUUUGAGCAUUAUGAAGAUUUAAAAAUAUUAACAAUGCCUGGAUUUGAUAAAGUUGGUGCUUACCACACUGUCAACUCAACUGAUAAAGAAGAGGAAUCCACGUCUGAUUGCAAUAACCAAUCUGAUGUCACUGAUAAUGUCGAAGGCGCUUCCGGGACACAUUCCGAGCUGGAUAACCUGUACUUGAUGCUGGACCAUCAACUCCAUCCGAUCUUACCCGACACCACUUGUCCACAAUCGAUACAGAUAUUUGAGGAACACAAACAACUUGCCCAAGAAUACCUAAAAGUACAAACAGAAAUAGCGUACUUAUCUAAACAUAUGGAACAAUUAGCAGAGAGAUUAAGUCAAGAAGAAAUAUUGAGUGAUGAAGGAACGGAAGAAGAUGACGAAGAGAUAAAAAAACUUGAAAAUGAAAAGGAACACUUAACUCAAAUGCACACGAACCUAAAAAAACAAUUAGAAAUGAUAAAACAAAGAGACAAUAGCAAACUUAAUGAGAAGGAUCCAUCUACUUCUUAAUAAUCAGACAAUAAUUUUACAGUAACUACGUAUAUAGUAGAAAAUGUAUAUUUUUACAUCACUGUGUUUUAUUGUAGGCAUUGAAAUAUUUUAUUUUCGUUAAAUGUUUAAUUAUUGAACUAAUAACUUGACAACAAUACUGUGAAUUAUUUUAAUAUAUUAUAUAUACUUUUUUUUAUGGGAAAAUGUAUUUUAAGGGUUAAUUAUAAUUAAAAUAUGUAAGAAAUUGUUCAUCCCUACUCUUAUACAAUACAUUUUAGUUAAAAUAAAUUAAUAUUAUUUUAACGGUGUAAAGUAUUGACUAAUUAUAUUCUAGUCAAACUAAAUUGUAUCAUUCAAGUUUUUAAAAUGUAUUUGUUUUUGUUUGUUUGUUAGUAUUGUUUUUAAAUAUUAUUUAUGUAUACUCAUUAGGAAAUAUGUUUAUUUAUAAGUGAAUUAAAUUUAUACUUUGUAGCAUUAAGCAUGCAUACAAAUUGUAGGUAAUAAUAUACCAACCGAAUUUAUUUGAAAACAUAUUGUUAAAAAAUGAAAUUAUUUUAGUAUGCUGUGUAACAAUAUGUUGAUAUUGACUAGUAUUUUACACGUUUUUUCUAAGAA